ACAUCAACUUCUCAGCUCAGGAGGAUAUUUGCUCUUGCUAAUAGCUCUUGCCUACCGUAGAUAAUAUCACUAGCCUUUUUAUAAAUGCAUUAAAGGUCUGUCAAGCAAUUAUGAAGACUGAAGCUCAGCGUAGAUCCCAGAGUCCCCGGUCAAAUCUCAGAGAGAUGUUGCAACUUCUCCAAACACGCAGAACACGCAGAGAGCUCGUGUCGUUUCUGUUGGAACAUGACUGAACCUGAUAUCAUGAGACCAACAGCCUGUUUGAGUUUCUUUAAUACAAAUAGUGUUUAAAUGACAGAGUAGAAUAUACUGAUGGAGAAAACUUACUCUUUCAUUUCUUGCUCAGAGAGCGUCUGGUGUGCUGAUAUUGGGAACUUCCUGAAUGCUGGAUAAAAUGGAGUUGGAGGCUCUGCGCUCUAUCUAUGAAGGAGAUGACUGCUUUAAAGAGCUCAGCCCUGUCUCUUUUCAGUUCAGGAUAGGAGAUCUUGAUGACUCCAGAUCCUUCCUGCUAGAAGUGUCCUGGGCAGAGAACUAUCCUGAAACUGCCCCGCACAUUUCAUUAGAUUCUUUUUUCAACAACAGAAUAUCCCUGGAGACAAAGCAGUACAUUCUCUCGAAAUUGAGUGAACAGGUAGAGACCAACCUGGGUACUGCCAUGAUGUACACGCUCUUUGAGUGGGCUAAAGAGAACCAGGAAACACUCAUGGAAAACCACCAGCCUGUGACAUCUGCUGUGACCCUGAUAUCCAACAUCGAUGUCAUGAAUAAUUCCACCACUGCCAGUAAGAAGAAGGAGAAGAAAGAGCAACUAACCAAAGCACAGAAGAGGAAACUGAUUGGAAGAACAGAUAAUAAGGGUGAACUGCCAAGAGGUUGGGACUGGGUAGAUGUUGUUAAGCAUGUAAGCAGUUUGUGUAUAAAAUAUACAUGUAUUUAGUGCCCCAAAAGAAGUAUUUGCACUCUAAGCUGAGCAAAACUGGAGGAAAGUGUGAAGAUUAAAGAAAUGAGAAGAAUCAAUGGAUUGAAAUGUGUGGAUGAAAAAUUCUCUCUGGCCAUGAUUUCAAUUCACUUGGAGCUGCCACAUAGCUGAUUUGACCCUGAGUGCAAGAAGCUCUGCCAUUACAAAGACACAUGUCCUCAGAUCCACGCUAGUCUGUGCUAAAUCAGCUGAGCCAUACGUGAACAUCAUGAGGUGUGUGAGAAGAAAACAAACACAGGUUUAAAUGUUUGUAUUUUUGGAUCUGGUAGAACAGUUGUGUGUGACUUAAUAAACCUAACAGCAGUGUUAUGUUUCAUCUAGUGAAAAUUCCUUUUACAAAUUGUACAAUGGGUAGUUUAAAGGUGCAAUCCGAUAUGUGCUGUCAGGGGGUACUGUAAUAAAACAAGUAUUAUUUCG
Molecule: messenger RNA, 1396 nt
Organism: Carassius gibelio (silver crucian carp)
Lineage: Eukaryota; Metazoa; Chordata; Actinopteri; Cypriniformes; Cyprinidae
Product: RWD domain-containing protein 4
Exons: 8
Coding region: 383-937 (184 amino acids)
Molecular function (GO): protein binding
Source: RefSeq, a predicted model, not a curated record